AUGUCGAUUUCGGUGGAGUUUGAUGAGGGCUUGGAAGUUGGUCUGAUAGUGGGUGCAGUCGUGGCUGUAGCGUGGUGCAGUGAUCGGCGAUGGAGUAGAAUUGGGCAAUGGGUUGAUUUGUCGAUGAGGGGCACUGGUUAUGGGCUGUGGAUGACGCAGCGGAGUGUUAAAGCAACGAUUGACAGGUACAAGAAGGCAUGCUCCAAUUCCUCCAAUACCGGGUCUGUUUCCGAAACAAAUGCUCAGUUCUAUCAGCAAGAAGCCUCGAAAUUGCGUGCACAAAUAGGGAAUUUGCAGAACUCAAACAGGAAUAUGCUGGGUGAGUCUCUUGGGUCUUUGAGUGUGAGGGACCUCAAGAACCUGGAGAGUCGUUUAGAGAGAGGCAUUAGCAAAAUCCGAUCCAAAAAAGUACUAAAUGAACUGCUGUUUGCUGAAGUUGAAUUUAUGCAGAAGAGGGAAGUAGACUUGCACAACAACAAUCAGUACCUCCGAGCCAAGAUAGCUGAGAAUGAGAGAGCCCAGCAGCAGAUGACCUUGAUGCCUGGAAAUUCAGACUAUGAACUCCUGCCACCACAACCAUUUGAGGCUCGAAACUACCUCCAAAUUAAUGGGCUGCAAUUGAACGAUCAUUACUCCCGACAAGACCACACAUCCCUUCAGUUGGUGUAA
This is a messenger RNA of Ilex paraguariensis (yerba mate), 669 nucleotides long. Lineage: Eukaryota; Viridiplantae; Streptophyta; Magnoliopsida; Aquifoliales; Aquifoliaceae. The record is from the annotation of a GenBank genome assembly.